AUGCACCUAUGUUCAUUGGAAGCUUUUAUUGAAAUCGUUAGAGACGUGAGAAAACAGUUUAAAUUUUGGACCAUUGAUUGUGCUGGAAGGGAAGUUCAUUCGCGCAUUAAAUACGAAAUAAGGAUUACAAACAUAUUGUCUGUAUUAAAUGUUGUUAUUACUCUAUAUGCUUCCUACUGGUAUACUCACCCAAUUGACGAUGAUAAAGAAAUCUUCUAUGCGUUGAGAUUUUUCGAAGAGUAUUGGCCACGUCAAAAGAGGGUUCUUAGCAUCAUUUAUAGAGCAACUUUUCCAUUGUUUGCUUAUGUCAUGAUUGUGCACGCUUAUCAAGUCAUCUAUGCCACCCAACACUUACGAUUUCAAGCAAUUUUAUUUAUUAAGUAUGUUGUAAAUAUUGGAGAACAAAAGACAAAAAUCUGUGACGAAAAGCUCUUUUAUGACACCGAUUAUCAAAAAAUUGUAGCAAAAAGGCUCAAGUUUUGCAUAAUAAGGCAUCAAGAGUUUCUAGCGUUCCAUCGAUUGAAAUUAAAAGAAAUACGUAAUUUUAUAGUUACGUUUUCGAUACUUGGAGGUUUACUGUUAUUCAGCUUUGGCCUUCAUCUUUUGAUAGGCAAAUUUCACUACGAGCAUUACGUACGUUUUGGUGUCGGAGCAUUUGCUGCUGUCUUCACAUUUGGGGCUUUAAUUCUAGCCGGGCAGUCAAUCGAAGUUCAGGCUGCUAAUGUCGUACAUUCAUGUAAUUCAAUCAAAUGGUAUACAUUUAAUGAAAAGAAUAAGAGAAUUUAUAGACUUAUGCUAAUCAAUAUCAUGCAGCCUUGUAAGCUCAAAUUUUCAGAAAAUCUUUCAGUUAAUUACUCGUUAGGAGUUUCUAUCGUUCGUGGAAUUUUUUCAAUACUUUCAGUUGUAGCUAAAGUUUACUUCGACCUUUAG
Tribolium madens (black flour beetle) is the source of this 930-nucleotide messenger RNA. RefSeq lists its product as uncharacterized. The coding region runs from base 1 to 930 and encodes 309 amino acids. Gene Ontology annotation, biological process: sensory perception of smell; detection of chemical stimulus involved in sensory perception of smell. Gene Ontology annotation, molecular function: olfactory receptor activity; odorant binding. The record is from RefSeq and is a predicted model, not a curated record. NCBI's taxonomy places the organism in Eukaryota, Metazoa, Arthropoda, Insecta, Coleoptera, Tenebrionidae. Gene Ontology annotation, cellular component: plasma membrane. The transcript has 6 exons.